This is a messenger RNA of Biomphalaria glabrata, 2792 nucleotides long. Its product is annotated as DNA ligase 1-like. The record is from RefSeq and is a predicted model, not a curated record. The transcript is spliced from 11 exons. Gene Ontology annotation, molecular function: actin monomer binding. Gene Ontology annotation, cellular component: cytosol. NCBI's taxonomy places the organism in Eukaryota, Metazoa, Mollusca, Gastropoda, Planorbidae. Gene Ontology annotation, biological process: actin filament organization. Bases 276 to 1340 code for a protein of 354 amino acids.
CAAGGAACUAUAUUAGUUGACCUCAUACUAAAGAUAAUGGAAUUUGAAACAACAGGAUUUUGCUAUAAUAAAUAUGUUGUGUUAAAUGGGAUUAAGAAACACUGAACAUUCCACUGAGUCAGAUCAUGCUAUUAGGAAAACUUAGUAGCACUCUUAGACAGCUAUAUAUAGUUGGGCCUUUAAUUAAAAACUAGAUCUAUAAAGUCUGUUUUGUUUAUCUGUUUACAUAUAGAAUAACUUGAUUCAGUUCAAUCUUGUCCCACAUUCUAAGCAUCAUGUCUACCACACCUGCCAAGACUGCUCCAACUGAACUUCUGGCUGAGAUCAACAAAUCAGGCUCCACUAACUUACACCAUGUCAAUCCACAAGAGAAGAAUCCAUUGCCAUCAGCAGAAGAUGUCCUUCAGAAAGGUCACCGCCAGAAUCUGCUGCAAAGUUUGAACCAGUUUGAUGUUUCCUGCUUGAACCACACAUGUACCAAACAAAGAGUUAUACUACCUGACACAGGAAUUAUAGCUGAAGAAAAGCACCACCAGGAGCAUAUUGAGAACAUCGGCAAGUUUAAGAGGACAAGUCUAAAGAGGACCGAGUCAAUGGAGAAGGGUUGUCUCCCCUCACAAGAUGUGAUUAACCAGGAGAGAACUGAAGCUGAACUGAGAGACAGAAUAGGCUCUUUCAAUAAAGAUCAACUGAAGCAUACAACAACAGAAGAGAAGACAGUCCUGCCUAGUCCUGAUGAUAUACAGCAUGAAAAACUAGAGACUGAGUUAAGAGAAAGAAUUGGCAGCUUCUCCAAGGAGCAGUUGCAACACAUUAGGAUAGAGGAGAAGAUAAAUCUUCCCACUGGCCAGGAUAUUCAACAUGAAAAAGUUGAACAGGAACUAAGGGACAGAAUUGGUUCCUUCCACAAGGAGGAUCUGAAUCCAACGGAAACAGCAGUCAAAGUUGUCCUCCCUACAGAAGAUGAUAUUCAUCAUGAAAAGGUUGAACAGGAACUAAGGGAGAGAAUCGGUUCCUUCCAUAAGGAGGAUCUGAAUCCAACAGAAACCACAGUCAAAGUCGUCCUCCCUACAGAAGAUGUGAUUGAACAAGAGAAGCAAGAGCAGGAACUGAAGAACUCCAUCAACUCCUUCAAGAGGGCCAGCUUGAAGCACGCAGAAACGCAGGAGAAAAACCCACUCCCACAGAGUGAUGCCAUUCAGCUAGAAAAAAAAGAAACUGAGCUUCGCCAGUCUAUUGAGGGUUUUGAAAAGAAUCAGUUGAAGCAUGCUGUUACGGAUGAGAAAGUGAAACUCCCAACUAAAGAAGAAAUUCUUGAAGCCAAAAAACUUGAGAAAUAAAUCAGAGCGGGGAUCAUUGUGGAUGAGUCCAGUGAAUGGUGAGGUCAGACCAAGGCAGGGACACUUAAAGCAUGCAGACAACUCUGGCAGGCAGCAGACGGAAAUUUUCUCAACAUAGAUCAGCUACUACGUCUGAAAUGAAUUCUUUUAGAGCUCAUAAGUUUGUUCAAGAUCAACAAACUAUUUUAAUUUUCCUACAUUGAUGACAUUUUAUAGCAAAAUGUAUUUUGUAAAAUGAACAUCACAUUAAUUAACAAGGAAUCUCAAGCCUAGGUUUUUGUCCUUGACCUUUUUGGUCUGUGUCCGCCAACAUUCUAAAUCACAUGUUUUGGAAACAAACAAAGCUUACAAUUAUCUCACCAACAUCAGAAUUGGAAAUUUUAAAUUAAUUUUUUGUACCAACAUUUUUAAUUAGUCAAAAUUACUCUAAGCAUUAUCAGCAGUUGUUUUUUUUUCCACCAGUAGAAAAGAAGUAACUUAUACACUUUGCAUAAUGAUUGGCUAUCUGCGUCUGUCAAGAAACUUGUUUGUUUCCACUUCAUUGACCUAAAUAUCAUACUGUUAUUGAAGCCUGUACAUAAAGUGCCUAUUAUAUACCACUGGAUCAAUUGUAUGUUGAAACUUUUUGACUUUUUUUGUCGUUUAUCAUUAUUAUUUUUUUUUUACAGUUUAUUUUGACACUGUGGCCAUCUUGGUAAACAGCUUACUUAAAGAUGGUAUUAAAAAAAUCUUUUUGAUUUUAAAACAUAUAUUAAAGUGCUCUUAAUCCUAUUGGCUUUGAAUUUAUUCAAAUUUGCAGAACUGUUUUUGCAUUUAUUCUAAGCUGUGUAAUAUAAGGAAUUUUACCAUUUCUAUUGUGUCACAGAACAGAUACAGAAAUGUUUUUCAUUAAACAGGUUUUAGGAAUAUGUUUAUCUUGCUUUGAGUACAAACUUGUAUAUCUCAAUGUUUGGCAUUACAUUUUUUCUUUAACCAUGAAGAUUUUGUUUCUGAUAUACCUGACAUAUGCACACAUUAAUUGACCAUUGCUUCUACUAUAAGGUCAUGUGGCCCAAUUGCCACGGACCAUUUUGUUGUUACUUUGGUCUAAUUCAUCUAGCUGCUUUAGAAUCAUAGUCAAGUCUUAGUGAUGUUUGAUUGACUAGCAUUGAUGAUAAUCUUAUUUUUGUUGACUUGGCUUACCCGCCUUACCCGUGGGAUGGACGUGGGUCAAACUGUGCCACCUGUCGGCGGAAGAUAUUGAACAAAUUUUUAACAAUACUGAACUUUUUCUAUAAUUAUGGGGGGGGGGGGGGGCUGUCAUUGAUGAAGUGUUGUCGUUUUUCUCUUCCAAUUGUUAUUGUAGCAACAUUCCUGCAGCUGACAACACUCAGCCUUGAACCUUUGCAUGUAAGAGCAUCUGAUCAGAUCAUGUACAGUUAGUUCAUAUUAAACAUUGGUUUCUGUAGCACA